Molecule: messenger RNA, 2718 nt
Organism: Mytilus trossulus (common blue mussel)
Lineage: Eukaryota; Metazoa; Mollusca; Bivalvia; Mytilida; Mytilidae
Product: protein unc-93 homolog A-like
Exons: 3
Coding region: 656-2095 (479 amino acids)
Source: RefSeq, a predicted model, not a curated record
UAAUACACAACGUGUGAAAGUCAUGCACUUCUAAUAUGGAUUACGAGUAGCUGAAAAUGUGACCUCAGUAAACACGAUGACAGUGCUAAAGUUGACCUCUACAGUUUUGGAUAUUCAUAUUUUAUCUUUGCGUCUGAACCUUAUGCCAUCGUUUUUACUUAUACCGAUAUAUGGUGAUGUUUUCUGAUGUAUCAGCAAAAUUAACCGAAGUAAGCUCUGCUGCGAUGUAAACUUUUACAAGGUGGAACCAAAAAUUUCAACUUACAUUUUUUUGCCGUAUAUUUUGCCGAUAUUAUCCAACCUUUUGGAGUUUAUGAUAGUACCGUGAACAGUGAUUUCAGGACCUAUAUAAUAGUGUUGCUUUCUUUAUGACUUAGUAUCUCCGUCUUCUUUUGUAUCGUUUUUCGUGAUUUGUGCCAAUGUGUUUUCAAUUUUUCUGACAUUUUCCGUAUUCUGUGAUUUUCCGUUUCUUUUGAUGUUGUGUUGCCGUAAAUUAUUUAACAUUAUUGCCACGAUAUCUCUGGUAUUCCCUUAUCGUCAGAUUGACAUGCAUUUCUUAUUCUGAAAUUUUGUUUUCAUUAGUUGUAUUCCUGGAUUUGUCUUCUGUUGGAUUACCACCAGUUUGUAUCAUCAUACCUAUAAAAGCAAACAAAUUAUGGAUACCAAAAUGCGUCGCAUGUCUCCUCUUGAAGACGAAGCCGGAUUGGUUGACAUGGACGAAGGAGACGCUAAAGGAAGAAAAAGAAAAUUGCAAAUGAACUUCGGGGCUCUGUGUGUCAUCUGGCUAUUCACAUUUACAGCAUAUUCUGGUUUGCAAAAUCUAGAAACCGCGCUGUACCAGGAUGUAGGUUUAUACACCUUAGCGGCUUUAACAGGUGGUGGCGUCAUCGCAUGUCUUUUAGCACCGACGGCUAUAAGUUACAUUGGAUCCAAAGGAGCUCUUAUAGUAUCCUGGAUAUGUCUUUCAUUCUUUGUAGCCGCUAAUUUCUUUGGUUUCAUAGGAAGUGGCUUUAAAUAUUUGCUUGUGGUUGCUGGCGGAGUUGAAGGUUUAUCUACUGGAUUAAUGUGGACCGCACAAGGAUCUAUAACUACGACAAUAGCCAUGGAGUAUCAUGAAAUGAUAGGGGAACCAAUGGAGAAGACCCUAAGUACUAUGUUUGGAAUAUUUUGUAUGUUCUUUCAAAGUACUCAAGUGUGGGGUAAUUUAAUAUCUUCUCUUGUUUUGCAACAAACAUCCCAAAUUACAAAACACGAAUCUAAUUUCACAUUCUGUGGAGCAGAUUUCUGUCCGUCAGAUGUUGCUGUGUUGCGAGGAGGUAAACACGGAAAUAGCACUGGUGGGCCGUCAAGUUUACCAGAACCUCGACUCAUAAACAUUCUGACUGGGAUAUACUUAGGUUCUACUGCUGUCGGACUGCUCAUAACUAUAGCCUUCUUAAAACCAGUGAAAUCUUCAAUGAGCGACAGUGGCGUGACACUUAAAGUCCGCCUUCUUUCUACUGUCCGUUUACUGUUUACCAAUCUGAACAUGUUUAUGCUGGUACCAUUUAGUUUGUAUACUGGUAUGGAGCAAGUUGUAAUGUAUGCAGAAUUUACAAAUUCAUUCGUUGCCUGUAAACUCGGUAUAGAAUGGAUUGGUUAUACAAUGAUAUGUUUUGGUGUCUGUGAUACGGUUGGCUCACUAUUAGUAGGAUUCAUCGGGAAAUUUACUGGACGGCCGCCAUUAUUUAUCAUUGCUACGAUUUUGAACCUUGGAGUUCUUGGUAUUAUGAGAUUUUGGUCCUUUAAAGAAGAAGUACCAUUUUAUCUAUUCUUCGUUAUACCAGGUGUAUGGGGAUUAGCGGAUGGUAUUUGGCAAACACAAAGUGGAGCCUUGGUAGGCUCUGCCUUUACAGAAGACCAGGAACCAGCGUUUGCCAACCUGCGACUGUUCCAGGCUCUGGGGUUCACUGUGGGAUAUCUAUAUAAUGUACAUCUAUGUGAAUACAUCAAACUUUAUAUAGCAGCAGGGACGUUAAUUGUGUCCAUGAUAUUUGUGGCUAUAGUAGAAAUCAGGAUCCGCCUGAAGAACAAACCAGAUGAAAGAUUAAUUUAACUCUUUUUUCAUUUCACGCUUUAAAAUGCAUGUACUCAUCUAAUCUUUUAAAUAUCUAUAUACAUAUAAUGAGUUGUGGGGUUAAUAACAACAACGCAAAUGACCAAAAAGGAGACUUUUGGUGUACUUUAAAUCAGUCAUUUCGUUUUGAUUAUUAUCAUUUUCUAAAUCUUUUGGAAAUCAAAUGUUUAUAUACGCAAUUUUAUUCCUUUGAAAAAUUAUCGAAAUUAACUUUAAGUCAUAUGAAACUUUAAAUAUAACAUCAAAACUACAAGAAGCUUUUAAAUUUUUUAUCAUUAAGAUAAACAUUGUCUGAUGAACAAUUUGAAUGCCCUCGUAGGUAUUUUUCUCAUUCUAAAAUUGUCUAUUUCAUUUUUUUUAAAUCCUUGUUGCAAUAAAAACAUUUAACUAAAAUUUGUACAUCGUUCCUUUUGUUACCUUGUAUAAUGUACGAACAGCUAGGUAGCCUUGAGAUUUUCCGUUGAUAUGUAAACCUUGGAGGAUCAAAAGGGUUUGUCGGCCAUUCUGCUUGUGUUCGUUGGUAUUUCACCUUGGACAACAUGAUAACAUUUGAAUUGAUAUUUACUUAAUUAGCAUGUUUGACCAUUAUAAAACAUUGAUAC